AUGUCAAACAUAUAUGUCCUCAAGCGGGCAUUUGCAAAGUUCGGCGAAAUGUGCUUUGGUAAGAUUUUCGGGACGUUCGUGGGACCACAAUUAGAAUUUGCCACUCAGGCCUGGAGAAUAUGGACUAUCAAAGACCGCAGCACCCCUAAACAAGUCUAAAGACGGACAACCAAGCUUGUCCGAGGCCAACGCUACUUGCCCUACGAAACCUAACUGUCCAACCUUGGCCAUACCCAGGCCCGAGCUCGGGUGUUCCACACUUAGGGCUUGGGUAUGGCUGGCUGACGAUGGCUAAUAAGCCAGAAAUGGCCAUUCCAGUCUCCCUUGUCUUUGUCGGUAAUAUCAUUCUGCCUAUAUAUCAUGCGCCGCUGCGCGGCUGCUGGUUGGGCUCGACAGAGAGCCCGUAAGGCACAACGGAACGAGUGAGUUCCGUAUGAACGAUCGGUGAGAGCCCCCUAACAUUGUAUAUUCCCGAUCGAAAACCGACAGGGCAACGGGCUCGUGGCCCGGUGAGUAGAGACGUUGACUUCUAAACCAACAGGUCGCGAAUUCGAGGCUCGGGUGUUCCACACUUCGGGCUUGGGUAUGGCUGGCUGACGACGGCUAAUAAGCCAGAAAUGUCCAUUCCAGUCUCCCUUGUCUUUGUCGGUAAUAUCAUUCUGCCUAUAUAUAUAUAUAUAUAUAUGUAUCGCGUUCAUCAUCCGCCGAAGAAGGCGAAGAAGAAGAUAGGGCGAAUUCAUGGACCGAGUUAUAUUUGUACUGACGUUUCGGAAACCCUCUCGGUUCCAUCAUCAGAGUAAUGCGUUGACUGUUCCUGUUGGUCUUGAUUGUGUCAGCCUUGAAACCUUCCUGGUAUUAUAUCCGUGCGCGAGGCACGAACUUUGACCUGCCUUUUCGCCGCCGAUUAGCGUUGACCUCUCCACGAUUGACCGCCGGUGGGCUCCUGCCACUAAUGACCCCUUUUCGGCCGUCCUAAUUGUUGGUGAGCCAGCAUGUUUGUCGGCCUCCCACUCGUCACUCAACGGACUGAUCAGUUGUUGGGACUCAUGUGAGUUGAUCUCAGCCUUGUGGGCGUUGCGGUGAGGUGGCGUCGCAUGCUGGUCACAUGACCCCCGGACGGCUUCUCUCCCACUUUCUGCUGACAUCGACUGUCGGCCGCGCAUCACUUUGCUCGACUGUCCUGAUGGCCUUGUCCGCACUGACUCGAGCCUUGUGCGUAGCGCCUGAUAGGCGGGAUGCAGAUCUAUGGCUCUGUUGAGUGUGCCAGUCGAGGACCAACUUUCGAGCACCAGUCUGGCCACCUUAUCAUUGGCUCGGCCGAUUACCCUUGCCUUUUCAAAGGCGAAAUUGUGGUUCUGCUGUUUGACGUGGCCAUAAACCAUAAACAGCUUGUCCUAGCGGUUGAUUGCAAGCUGGUGUUCAUGCAAUCUUGUGCCAAGACGUUUGCCCGUUUCACCAAAAUACCUUGCAUCACAGUUUUGGCAUGGUAUGCUGUAGACUACCGCUGAUUUUUCUGUCACCGAUAGCGGGUCUUUGGGCCUCAUUUUUUGUUGUCUGAUUGUUGACUCUGUCUUAUGAGCCACUCCGAUCCCGAAAGGCUUCAGAAUUCUUGCCGUCGCCUCUGACACGUUUUUCACAUAAUGGAUUGCGAGCCAAAAUUUUGGGUUUUCUCCGUCCGACCGCUCAGAGUGGGGCUUCUUAAGACACUUGCGUAUGAAGGACUUGGGAUAACCGUUGGCUUUAAAUAGGGCGUGCAAGUACUGAAUCUCGUCCUUCCUCCCAUUGUCGUUGCUGCAGGGUGUUUGAACGCGUUGGAAGAGGGUCCUGACGCAACUAUGUUUGUGACCAAUGGGGUGGUUGCUCUUGAAGUGGUGGAUUCGCCUGGUGUUAGUUGCCUUACGGUACACCGUUGUCCUUAUCUUCCUAUCCUCCAGCUUUGUCACAUCUGCGAACAAACAAAUUAUCCAUCUUCCGUCCCACUACCUGAAAGGAAAAUUCUGGGACCAAAAGAGAUUAUUGCCAGUCUAAUCGCGGUAGCGUUUUUGACACCGGCGGUAGGCACCCGCUUAUUAGGCGACAUACAUGAUUGCCACAUCUUCAAAUGGUCAUAAGCAAUAUCUAAUUUUGGAGAUUCUAAAAACCUCCUACUGUGCAGUUAAUGCACCUAACAUAAAUCUUCUGCGAAAGGACGAUGAUAGUCCUUUAGCAAACGUAAAUUAAUUUCCAUUUAAGUAAAACUUGUAUGAGUAAGACGACUACUAGCCUUGCAAAUGGCUAACUUAGCCUAGCUUAAUUCCCCGUUUACACUAUUAAAAACGCAGCAAAAACUUUCCUAAAUACGAAGAUUCGUGGGUCUUUUGUGAAAAUGUGCACAGGUUGGUCUACGGCCAAAUGAGCACUAAUAUGGCUAGAUAUUUUUUUCCAGAGGACUGGACUUUUCACGAUUGACCGAUAACAUUCUUUUGCGGCCUUUGCGCAAUAUUUUGCUUCUCAAAUGUGAUGCGCUGAUGACCCGAUUGUCUAUCACCCUCUGACUUUGGUUCAGGUCACGCAAUGCCUACCCAGAUACAGCGUGUCCUAUAAUCGUAGUCUGGCAUGUCGCGGACACAUUGUUUGAUCUCUCAAUAUCACAUUUUUGCCUAGUGAACAUGAGAACAUUUGGAUUUUCCAUCCAAAAUUAUCUGCAAAAACGGAGUUUGUUGGGUCGAUGAGAAUACAUUGGUAGGCAGGCCGUUACAGCAGGUGUCAUGAAGUUGUACUGAAUGAGUGUCAGUUGUUCAAAACAAAGCCUUUAUGGCAUUGUUUGCAAACGCAUAGGAUUUAGUGAUAAUCGGAAAAAUGAAACGCUCUGAGGUCACUACUGUUCUUUUCUCAAUACAACUGUGUUUAUUCUAACUCUAUGGAUGCAUUAAGUACGGAGAUACUCGCCACGACUUCGUUAAAUCGUGCUCUCUAAAAGUGCCCUUUUAAAGUUAUAAGGCAUCGAAAGGAAUUUUAUGUCGAGACACUAGUAAUCUAAUACAACGGAGUCCGAUGAGAUAUUGCUUCCUCUUUGAUGAAGUAACUGAGUUUCUUUAGUUCGAAUGCAGAAUGUUCUCAAUUGUCCGCUAAGACGAACAAUAGUUUCUUUAUGCAUUGCAUUCACUAAAAAAGGGCGAAGACAUAUGGUAUAGUGUAUUUUCGAGAUAUGGUGUAGGGGUGUCAACGGUGGGUUCACGUGAUGGUCGUAGUGGUCGAGCGCCUGCUCGCACGUGAGACAACGCCUAGCGACCAUUUGCUGACACUCAACCCUUAACUGUGACUCCACGUAGCUGGGCUCUGCUCAGCGGCCACACCCCGGGCAACCGCCUCGACCGGCGGGCCAAAUCAGGUGAGGGCGCUGUGCGCGUUGUGCCGUGUGCACAGUGCAUCGCGGACUCCGCUGGAUGGAUGGUCGGAUGGGACUCUGCGUCGGCUCCGUCGUGACGAGUCUCCGUCUGGUACGCCGCUGGACAGUUGGUGACGGCAUGGAUCUCCACAACGACAUCGCCUUGAUGUGCCCACCUACGCCGUCGGAGACCGCGGCUUACGGCAAAUUCGAGUCGUUCCCCACUACGAACAAGAAGUCGUGGCCCCAUAGUGGAGUUCGCUCGCGCGAAAAUAGCACAUGGGCAGUCAUAUUCAGGGUUACACUGCCUGCCCUCAUGAGGGGAAGGGCCUAAAAAACGUGAUCUAAUCAUUGCCGGGCACCACGUCGUCUUCAGGCUAGCCAGGGUCGCAGAUGUCAUAAACAUGGUCGAAAAAAUCAAAAUCAAAACAACAAUAGCAAUAACAACAACAAUACUCGCUCUCCUUCUCAUCCUACCUCUUCUUCCUCUUCCCCUGUCUAUUCUUCUGCUUAUUCUUCUUCUUCGUCACCUUCUCCUCCACCUCCUUCUCGUCGACCCACGCGUCGUCACCAGACUGGCAGAGUGUGUCCGCUCACUCUAGCAGCCUGGAAUGUUUGUUCAUUUUUAGAAAAUGCGAGGAGCAACCGAACGGAACGGAGGACAGCGCUAGUGGCACGAGAACUCGCCCGCUACAAGGUGGACAUCGCCGCACUCACCGAGACCCGAUUCUCCGACCAAGGCCUACUGGAGGAGGUGGGUGCCGGCUACACCUUCUUCUGGAGUGGUCGACACAGGGCAGAGCGACGAGACGCGGGCGUCGCAUUCGCCAUCCGGAUCGACAUCGUGAGACGACUGCCCAGUCUGCCGCAGGGAAUCAACGACCGCCUGAUGAUCCUCCGCCUGCCUCUCCGGCGGGGAGGUAAAUUCGCCACCAUCAUCAGCGCCUACGCUCCGCCGAUGACCGGCCCCGACGCCACAAGACACAAAUUCUACGAGGACCAUCACGCCCUCUUGGCAAAUUUAUCGAAGUUGGACAAGUUCAUUGUCCUUGGUGACUUCAACGCCCGCGUCGGCACAGAACAUGCUGCCUGGAGAGGUGUGCUGGGUCCCCAUGGUCAAGGCGGCUCAAACGACAAUGGCCUGCUCCUUCUCCGCACCUGCGCAGAACACCGCCUCAUCCUCAUGAACAACUGCUUCUGUCUGCCGGAGCGAGAGAAGGCCAACCGGAAGCAUCCUCGGUCGGGUCAGUGGGACCUGCUGGACUAUGUAUUCGUCCGGAGGCGAGAUCAACGGGACGUGCUGUUGACAAAGGGGAUCGCGGGUGCUUACCGGUUGGAGCGACUAUCGCCUAGUCAUCUCGAAGAUGCGUAUUCGCCUACAGCCUCGCAGGAGACCAAAAGGUAAGCGACCCCCAGGUAAGCUGAAUAUUGCCUUGUUGUCUUUGCCCGCUCACCAUUUUUAUUUCAGCAACGAGCUAGCUAGACAACCUUCCCAUCGCUGCCGCCGCCGAUGCGGUCGCUGCCGAGAAUGCCUCCGUGGAAAAACGCUGGUGUAAACUGCGAUACAUUGUUCAGUCGCCGGCACUAGCCGUCCUCGGUUGCGCAUGCCGCCAACACCAGGACUAGUUCGACGACAAUGACGCCGCCAUCAGAAAUCUGCUUGCUGAGAAGAACCACCUACACAAAGCCUACGUAAACCACCCCACCGACAACAACAGAGCUGCUUUCUACCGCAGUCGUCACCACCUUCAGCAACGACUGCGCGAGAUGCAGGACGCCUGGACCGCUGGCAGAGCUGAGGAGAACCAAGGCUACGCGGACCGCAACGAAUGAAAGAACUUCUUUUCCGCGAUUAAAGCUGUCUACGGUCCGCCGACGAAGGGCACUUCGCCUCUCCUCAGCGCCGACGGUAGUACCCUCAUGACCGAGAAGGAACAUAUUCUUCAGCGAUGGGCCGAGCAUUUCCGAGGCGUCCUCAAACGCCCCUCCGCCAUCUCCGACGCCGCCAUCGACCGUUUGCCGCAAGUAGAGACCAACGUGGACCUCGACCUCCCGCCGUCUCUGCAGGAACCCAUCAGGGCCGUGCAGCAGCUCUCCAGCGGGAAAGCACCCGGAUCGGACGCAAUCCCUGCUGAGGUCUACAAACAUGGAGGUCCCCAGCUGAUUAAUCACCUGACUGCGCUCUUCCAGGAGAUGUGGCGUCAAGGCGAAGUCCCACAAAAUUUCAAAGACUAUGGUGCAUUUCUACAACCGAAAUGGAAACCGCCAAGUCUGCGAAAUCACCAUGGCAUUUCCUUGCUGAACAUCGCGGGGAAGAUCUUCGUUCGCAUCCUCCUAAAUCGUCUCAAUAAUCAUCUGGAACAGGGCCUUCUGCCGGAAAGCCAACGCGGCUUCCGUCGUCAUCGCGGGACCACGGAGAUGAUCUUCGCCGCCCGUCAACUUCAGGAGAAGUGCCAGGAGAUGCGGACCCACCUGUAG
Spirometra erinaceieuropaei is the source of this 5845-nucleotide messenger RNA. The record is from the annotation of a GenBank genome assembly. Lineage: Eukaryota; Metazoa; Platyhelminthes; Cestoda; Diphyllobothriidea; Diphyllobothriidae.